AUUUUCUCCCAAAAAAGGUUCUUUGAUUUUUUUUAUCUUUCGAAAAAUCCCCUAAAUUUGACUCUAGGGUUACGGGUAGUUUCCUGAUUCUCCUCGUGCAACUCAUUCUCACAUCAAGGCUGCCAGCACAUUCUCCUCUACACCUUUACAAGUACCGAUUACUUGAUUUUCGCCUCCUCUUAAUCUUAUAUCUGCUUGAUUUCAACAACUGUUAGGGUAAGGUAUUAUUCGAAGGAAAUCUGGAAUCAGGAAUGGAGGAGAUUACUGAAGGAAUCAACAACGUUAGUAUCACCGGCGGUGACAUUCAGAAGAAGAAUCGUAUUCAAGUCUCCAACACCAAGAAGCCGCUAUUCUUUUACGUCAAUCUAGCCAAGAGGUAUAUGCAGCAGCACAAUGAAGUUGAGCUCUCUGGGCUUGGAAUGGCUAUUUCCACUGUAGUCUCUGUAACUGAAAUUCUGAAGAACAAUGGUUUGGCUGUUGAGAAGAGGAUCAUGACAUCAACAGUUGAUGUUCGAGAUGAUUCAAGAGGACGUCCAAUCACAAAAGCCAAAAUUGAGGUUGUGCUGGGGAAGAGUGACAAAUUUGAUGAGACAAUUGCAGCAGCAGCAGCUGCUGAGAAGGACCAACAAGUUGGUGGUGAAGAACAAAGUUAAACUUAUGUCUUUCCUGUCAUCUUUUUCUUCUUUCGUGUCUUGUGUCAAGUUUUUGGCUUCUUGUUUUUCAUUUGAGUACUCCAUUAAUGUGUUGCUGUUAGGGUAAAUGAAAUCAACACGACCACUUUUGUUAGAUGGUAUGGAUUUUUUUUCUUACUUAGACAUCUUUUUUCCUCAUUUAUUUCAUGUAAAUGAAGGUUUUGAUUAAAGAUUAAAGAAAAAAAGAAAGUUCUUGUCAUCUUUUAAA
This is a messenger RNA of Cuscuta europaea, 900 nucleotides long. The record is from the annotation of a GenBank genome assembly. NCBI's taxonomy places the organism in Eukaryota, Viridiplantae, Streptophyta, Magnoliopsida, Solanales, Convolvulaceae.